This is a messenger RNA of Mastomys coucha (southern multimammate mouse), 1814 nucleotides long. RefSeq names its product T cell leukemia translocation altered (gene Tcta). The transcript is spliced from 3 exons. The coding region runs from base 208 to 495 and encodes 95 amino acids. The record is from RefSeq and is a predicted model, not a curated record. Lineage: Eukaryota; Metazoa; Chordata; Mammalia; Rodentia; Muridae.
ACUCAUCCUUUAAGCAAGCAGGGUGGGGCUGGGUGCGCCUGCGCGGUUUUAAAACCCCUCCCCAAACUGCCAACACUUCGCGCAAGCGAAGUCGAUCUUUCUUGCCUUAUAUUACGCGUGCGCACUGACAGGCCUAACCCCGGAAGACCAUACGCUUGCGCACUAAAGACUACGGUGACAGUACACCCGGUGGGGCGCUGGCUAGUCAUGGCGGAGCCUUGGGCCGGGCAAUUUCUGCAAGCUUUGCCCGCCACGGUGUUCGGAGCGCUGGGCACCUUAGGCAGCGAGUUUCUGCGGGAGUGGGAGACACAAGACAUGCGGGUGACUCUCUUCAAGCUGCUCCUGCUGUGGUUGGUGUUAAGUCUCCUGGGCAUCCAGCUGGCCUGGGGGUUCUACGGGAACACAGUGACCGGGUUGUAUCACCGUCCAGGCAGAGAACACUCGAGUGCUGGUAGCAGGGAAGAGAACUCUCAGGAUGUGAGUGCAUCAGCUUAGUGGCCUUUGCAAGAAUCCUCCAAGUCUAAAGGGAAAUGGCAGCAAAUGAAGCUCUCAAAACUCACAGAGAAUAAGGGAAGGCAGCAGCAGAAGUGUCUCCAGAGAUAUCGCUGGGUCUGCUGGCUUCUAUGCUAUAUGUUGCUGCUGUCCAGACCCCCUUGGACAACUGCAGAGGGUUUGGGGUUGGGGGACUGGAGUACCAUGAAGCUUCCAGGGUGAGCCUCCACUGCCCUCAGCCUUGCCUCCAACAGCUUCAGGUACUGGGCAGGUGAAGUUUGUCUCUAACAAAGGGAAAGACUUCUUGUCAAGGGUCAUGGCUUAGAAACAUUAUGGUUGGGGAGGCCAGUAGUCCCUUUCUCAGCUUGGCUUUUUCCUGACUUAUUCAUCCCCUUGGGGAUGUGACCCUAGAGAAAUUUGUCCUUCUAAGAGGAAUCUUGAGGUUGGCCAGUUCUGAGAUUUAGAAAGAGAGCCCGUUCUCCCAUAGGCUCUAAUUUCCUUGGCUUUGCUUUGUAGGCCGAAAAGCCAGCUAAUCCUGGCCUGGACUAGGGCACCAAACCUGGCCCAGCUAGAAUCUUCCAGAUCUCAGGCAGACAGGGGAAGGUAUCAUUUCCCAACUCACUUAUUUCUCUGUUCUUUUUGAGGACAUGUUGAAUUCCUAAGAGACAUCUCACUAAGAGCCCCUGGGAUUGACUAGCUUCUCCAUUGCUUAAGUAACCACAGGCUCUUUUGAUCUGUACUUGCCCCCUCGUAGGGAGGUACUAAGUAGUUAGUGCAAUGAUUUCAUUGUGCCUGCUGCCUUAUUCCCAUCCUGGCAAGGGUCUAGUCCUGAGAGUCCACCAGCAUCGUUUCAGCCUCUAGGAAUAUCAGUAAGAGUAAGCCACAAGCCAGAUAGUUCUGCACCCUUCACUCUGGGUCAGAAGAGGUUCCGAGGGGGUAGGUGGCCAGUGUCCCCAUGAAAACACUGCUUCCUCAGAGCACUAUGGUUCCUAAAAGCAUUGUGGUCUUGGACCUGUCUCCUGUAACGGUUGUACUCCCUGUCUCUGCUGGGCUACUAGCUACCUCAGGUGUCCACGGUCUCUCUGUUAGAUGUCAUAUAGCCAUCUGGCAGCCAUUGCUUACAGAGACUUUGUAGCAGGUGUACUAUAGGUGAAACUGUACUGAGCUCCUCAUGCACGUGUACCUACUCCAGAGAUGUCAUCUGUGUGGCAAGAUGUUCUUCACAGUCUCAUGUCCACCCACCGACAUCACUACAAGAGUCAAGGUCUCACAUUCCACCCCAGGAGCAACUGAAGAUGUGGCAUAUUAAACACAGAAGUGCA